AGAUAGCAUGCUUUAUUAUUAUGCAAGAAAGUAGUUUUCAUGUCUCUCCCAUUUUCCCUUUUUUGGAGCAUGGAUCCUCCUAGGAAACCCAUGGGAUUGUCCGCCUCAAGUUUAGAUUACGAGUGUGGAAAGGAAGAUACCUGUAGGAUCAUGGGGACCUUCCUUCUUGGGUACUUUAUCAUCAUGAUGGUCAUUAUGGUCUUCUUUCGGGCUUCUGAAUGGAUGUCCAAGAAAGGAAAAAAUAAGGAGCUAUCAACAGAUAGUGAGAAAAGCAAUACCAUAAAUAAAGCUUUCAGAGACCCCACUUGUAAAUGGCACAGCAAAUUCGGCAUCUUGGACCCUCAGAGGAAAACCCCCAAACACUCCCAGCUUUCUCCUGAAACCGACUCCGAGGUGGCCCUGGUCAACGCUUACCUCGGAAGACGACGAGCCAGGCUGUUAUCUCAGUGGGUCCUGCACCAAGAGAUCACAAAUGACAAUAACUCGAUAGCCUUGGCCAACGAGGAUUCAGUCUCUCAAGCAUCUUCGUGGAAGGAGAGCGAGUCGGAGGGUCGCCCGACCCCAGCCGGCCUCCGUCAGAGGAAGAUAGCAAUGAGGCAACAGAACCUGGGGAGCUGCCAAAUUAGAGAACGACCCUGCCUCCAGUGCAAAGCCCAGAGGACCAGGGAGUGGCUAGUUCGUCACUUCUUCCAGCCCGAGCAGGCUCCUCCAGGGAACGGGGAAACCUUCGGGAGAGAACUCGUAAAUGUGGAUUAGCAGGCCGACCGCUAUCUUCUGAACCCAGCCUGACUUCAGUUGGGUUUCCAAGACAAACGAAUGAGAUGAAUA
This is a messenger RNA of Tachyglossus aculeatus (Australian echidna), 828 nucleotides long. It is a transcript of the gene SSMEM1, whose product is annotated as serine rich single-pass membrane protein 1. The transcript has 3 exons. The record is from RefSeq and is a predicted model, not a curated record. NCBI's taxonomy places the organism in Eukaryota, Metazoa, Chordata, Mammalia, Monotremata, Tachyglossidae. The coding region runs from base 40 to 756 and encodes 238 amino acids.